This is a messenger RNA of Micromonas pusilla CCMP1545, 1531 nucleotides long. RefSeq lists its product as uncharacterized. Bases 66 to 1349 code for a protein of 427 amino acids. NCBI's taxonomy places the organism in Eukaryota, Viridiplantae, Chlorophyta, Mamiellophyceae, Mamiellales, Mamiellaceae. Gene Ontology annotation, cellular component: cytoplasm; membrane. The record is from RefSeq and is a predicted model, not a curated record. The transcript has 3 exons.
GCGCGGUGGAAGCGCGCAUCGCGCACGCUCGCGAGAUGCUCGCGUCUCACACGCACGCGCGCGCGAUGAGGCCUCGCGCGUCCGGCGCGGUCGGACGCGCGCGGUGCGCGCGCGCGCGCGCGACGCUUCGCGCGGCGACGACGACGAAAUCUUCGCAUCGUCGUCGCGCGUCGACGUCGACGACGUCGUCGUCGACGUCGCUCGCGCGCGCGCUCGCGGCGCCGAGCGCGUCCGCGAAAUCGGACGCGCGACGCGGGAUGCGCGUCGCCGCGAGGGCGUCCCCGGACGCGUCGUACGACGCGGGCGACAUGACGAGCGCGAAGGACAAGCUCAGCGCGUUCUUGAAGAAAAACUCGUACAAGAUCGACGCGCUCUUGAACAUCGCCAUCGUCGGCAGCGUCGCGGGAGGCGCCGUCUUCGGCAUCGUCGAGGUGGACUCAGACAUCAGCACCGGCUGGACGUGGUACGAGGUUCUGCGCAACAUCCCGCAAGAUAACCUCGCGGCGUACCAGUCCGCGGUGUUCGCGCACCCGCUCCCGGUGAAGGCGAUGACGUCCGGCGUGGCGUACACCCUGGGCGACUUCACGUGCCAGCUGUCGCAGGGGAAGACGAUCGAGACGGUGGAUUUGAAGCGCAGCGCGAGGAGCGGCGUCGCGGGGUUUUUGAUUCACGGGCCACUGUGUCACUACUGGCUCAUGUGGACGGAGGCGAAUUUGUCGUUCGACGGCGCGUGGUACGGCACCCCGGUGAAGAUCAUCGCGGACCAGACCGCGUGGAGUCUGUUCCUGAACAGCGCGUACACGACGUGCAUCAUGUCCCUGCAGGGGUUCGGGCCGCGACGCAUCAAGAACGAGAUCCAGGCGACGUGGUACAACGCAAUCUCCGCGGGGUGGAAAUUUUGGCCCUUCGUGCACGCGUUCACGUUCAGCUCCAUCAUCCCCCAGGACUUCAAGCUCCUGUUCGUGGACUGCGUCGAGGUCAUCUGGGUCACCAUCUUGAGCGCGGCGGUGAACCGCGACGCGGAGAAGGCGCUGCAGGUACCCCUCAACGCCGAGGCGGAGCGACCCGCGGCGCAGCUCCAGGAGCAGCUCGACGCCGAGUUCACGACGACCGUGACCGACGGCGCCGGCGGGCUGACCGUCGAGUGCGACUACGACGUGGAGACGCUCCCGAGACAAGGCAGCGGGUCGUACUACGAGGACUUGGAGAAGGCGACGGGCGUGUGCGAGGUGAGCGUGGAUCUUGACGACCCGGUGGACGCGGGGACAGAGGCGGGCGCGAAGACGGAGACUUCGGAGAAGGAGAAGGAGAGAACGCGCGUGGACGAGGAGGCGAUGUCGUCGCGGUAGAGAGAGAGGGCGCGUGUUGUGGGGGGUGUGGGGCGGGUGCUAUUCGCUCGCUCCGCGUCGACCGACGGAAGGAAGUCUGUCGGUCGACGCGUGUACCAACAGUGAUUUUUCCUCUCGUGUCUGUGCAAUUCACAAGAAAGUAAGGUCGAAUAAGUUAUGAUCAGAUAUCAGAUACCCGGUCC